This is a messenger RNA of Cynara cardunculus var. scolymus (artichoke), 435 nucleotides long. Its product is annotated as histone chaperone RTT106-like. The annotation marks the transcript as partial. The record is from RefSeq and is a predicted model, not a curated record. NCBI's taxonomy places the organism in Eukaryota, Viridiplantae, Streptophyta, Magnoliopsida, Asterales, Asteraceae. The transcript is spliced from 2 exons.
AUGCUCUCAAGCCUUAGCCAGAGAGGGGAGAAGAUAAGUUCCAAUGCUGCUGUUGGACCAUCUGCUGAACCAACAAUCAACGAAGCUGAAGCUGAGGUUGUCCGUCAUAUCCUAACCUCCGGUGAAGCUGUUACAACUGAGGAAGUUGAUGUCAUCCCUCGUGAUGAUGCCAUCCCUCAAGAAGUUGAUGAAGAAGAGGAUGAAGGUGACGAACCUGAUCUUCCAGACUCCAGCAGUGACCUUGAUGGCAAUGACGACGAUGAUGAUGAAGAUGACUUCUCCAUUCAGUUUCAGUAUCCAACAACCGCCACUAAAGGAGUUGCCCUCAGGGAUUUCGCAUCCCAGGGGCAGCAAAAGGAAGAAGAGUCGGCGCCUGAAAAGAACCAGGGUCCUUCAUCGAAAGGCAAAGGAGUCACUGAAGAAGGGAAUCCGAAG